AUGCAAAACUUCGCUGAUGGAUUUUCAACAACCGAUAUCUCAACCUAUACCAGUGAUAUUCGAGCUUGCAUUAAUUUUAUCUACAAUCAAGGUUCGAGCAACUGGUUCAAAAUGUUAUAUACUUAUAGUGACAUAAUCGCUUCUCAAAUGGAACGGGUCGAAGCUAGUUCCUUUGAUCAGCUCAUUAAUAUGCUUACAUCCCCUCACGUGUUUAAACAAACUAAUGAAGUUUAUAUAGAUAUAUUACGAUCACUUUCAUCAAAUAACUUUCUUUUCGAACAACUAAUGAAUCAUAUACUAGUCUCCAGGGGAAACCAUAAUUUUUUGUCUUAUCUCAAACUUUUAGGUUCUAUUCUAACUGUCACACCCAUCCCUAUUGAAUAUGUAAAACGAAUUCAUAAUCGUCUUAAUCAAGUAUUGAAAAAAAAGACCCCCGAAAUUGAAUUUAAUGUAUUCGAGGAAGAAUACUAUAUUACAAAUCUUAAGAGAUUGCAUAAUAAAGCAAAUAUAUCAAAUUACAAUACUGAUAAGAUUGAUUUGACUCCCGAAUAUUAUGAUGGCCUUGAAACUGUGAUUAGCUAUAUUACAAAUAGAAUUAAAAAAUCAUUGGAUCCCUCGUUUGAAGAAAUUUUUGAUUUGGAGGCCCUAAUACAAGAACCGGUGAUUCCACGUAAUCUUAUUGACAGAUCGUGGAAUAUUAAAUAUCCAGAAGUCUAUUGGGGUGUACAUUAUGAUUUACUCAGGCAUGAACUUGUAGAACCUCUCAAAAGGGCAAGCGCUGCAUUUUACGCUACUUUUAAUUCAACCUCACCUGGUAGACCCUUUAAUAAGUGCGUCUUCUAUAAAGACGUACGGGUGAUACAUUCAUAUAUUCGUGCCGACUGUCAAGUUUUGGUUAGGGUUAGAUUCAAGCCAAGUCGGCCGGUUGAUUGGUAUUCAGGUCAACAUUUGAUGUAUGGAGCUUAUGUUCUACUAUUUAAGAUCGAUUCCAAGUCCAAAUGUGUCGAUGAAUCAUCUUUAACUUUUGCGUAUGUGGAGGAUUUUGACAUUAACGGUCUUGUAACAGCUGAAGGCGAGUGUUAUAUUGGAUUAAAUUUCGACAUUGAUCGGUUUAAAAAGCUAGAUUUAGGUGGAAAAUACUUUAUGUUCGAGUCACCGGUUCAAUAUCGCUACGUGAAGACAUGUCUUCAGUGGUUAGCCUCGAAGGAAACAGAUGAUUUUAUUGAAAUGCCAUUGAGACAAGAAAUUUUUGGUAUCGGAAUAACUCGGUCAUCAGAUUUUAUUCCGCAUUACUUGAGAAAAUGUACGUUGGAUCUUGCUCCGAUUCUUUCAAAUGAUAAACACUUUCAUAUUGUAGUCGGACAAGAUAAAUGGCCACAAUAUGAAGGAGCGAAUGGAGCUUCGUCAUAUAAUGUUGAAAAAUCUAUAAAAGAUGCACUUGAGCAUAUUAUAUAUUCCAGAGUGGCUGUUAUUCAGGCGCCUUCUGUCACAUCAAAGUCUAUCUUAGUUUCAAGGGCUACACAACUCAUUACUCAAGCAUUUGGACGACGUCACUUACCAAGUCCGAUAAUUAUUUUGACCAAGACUUCCUUCGUACUUGACAAAAUACUUGAAGAACUUCUUCCAAUAUAUCCACAAUUAGUGCGGCUAGGUUCGUCUGAAUGUAGAAAUCCUCUUCUAGCCAGUAGACAAAUAAAUAAUGUAUCAAAAGAAAGACUCCGCGCUCGUAAUCAGUUAGGGUUGCAAAAAGUACAGAAACUUGAGUGGCUUAAAUUGAGAGGCAAAUUGAUUGAUAUUAGUAACGAUAUAAAGUGUCAAUCGAUUCAGAGAUUUAGGUGUUUGUCUGAUGAAGAAUUUAUUAGGAAUUCUCCAAAUAAUUUUAAAUCCCAAUUAGCUGAAAAAAAAACAGAUAAUAAUGAAGCAUUACAGCGAUAUGAUGAACUGAAGGAAAGAUAUAAGAAAUGGAUAUCGGAAUGUGAAACUUCACUGGAUCCAUUAUUUGAUAUAAGCGAAGAUAUGAUCAAUAAGCUCAAGGAAUCAUAUCUUUUUGGCAACAACUUUGAUGACGAAGACGAAGAUAUUGUGUCAAUAUUGUCUGAAGACGAAAAAAAUCUGUUAAAUCUUGUCACUGAGGAUCGAUUCAUCGAUUUAAUCGAUGAGGAUAUACCAGAACAGCAAGAAAUAUGGUACAAAAAGAUUAAUAUUGAUCACACAAGUAGAAAUAACAAAUUUUCUGAUUUCUGGAUCACCACUAAAAUCCCGGAUGAUAUUUGGUCUUUAACAUCGGAGGAGAGGAAAAAAAUUCGUUUAAAAUAUGAUUACGCAGUCAAUUCUCAUUUUAAUAGUACUAUUAAAGAAUUACACAUGCGAGCUCUUGAUAUAAGCUGUAAAUUGGAUCAUCUUCGUUUGAUUAGAUGGUCUGAAAUUGUUCAAUUUGCUCCGAUAAUCGGUAUUACUAUGACAUAUGCACCAACGUUUCGUGAAAUAAUUCAGAAUUCAGGUUCAAGAAUUUGCAUUGUUGAUGAAGCUUCAGACAUACCGGAAGCAGAGUUAAUGUCGACUUUGAGCUUAGACAAGCUUGAACAUCUUAUUUUAAUAGGUGACAAACAUAUGUCUAGGCCAGAUGUUAGAAGUGUGAUAGCUCAGCGUGGUCAUAGGGACGUAUCAUUGUUUGAACGAUGGAUGCUGAUUGGUGGAAAAUCUGUUGAGUUAACUCAACAAAGUCGUAUGCACCCCAAAAUUUAUAAACUUGUGAACGUUCUUUACAAUUGUAAGCUGAACAUUGAUUCUCGAGCCAAUAAUAUCCCAUCUAUCCCAGGUAUAACAUCAAAUUUGUUUUUUAUGAGCCACACACGUUGUGACAAGGUUAACGGAAAUGGGGUAAUACGAAAUGAAUACGAGGCCGAAUUCGUUGCGAAUUUCGCCUUUUAUCUUUUUCAACAAGAGCAUCAUUUUGAUCCACAACGAAUCACAAUUUUAACCCCUUUUAAGGCACAAAAACAGUUAAUUUGGAGUAAGCUUGAUCCUAAACUUAAACAGAAUUCUGUUAUAACUAUUCGUCCUCCGCGACGUGGUGACAAUGGAAUACAAAAGACUCUGGGUAAAAUUAGGGUUAAAUUAAUUGACGAAUAUAGAAAUGAGGAAAAUGCGAUAGUCAUUCUAUCUUUAGUUGGUGUGGCAGAGCCAUUAC
This is a messenger RNA of Dentiscutata heterogama, 3190 nucleotides long. The record is from the annotation of a GenBank genome assembly. NCBI's taxonomy places the organism in Eukaryota, Fungi, Glomeromycota, Glomeromycetes, Diversisporales, Gigasporaceae.